AUGCCUUCUCUUCUGCUUCUACCCCGUGAGAUCCGAGAUCAGAUCAUCGAGUAUGUAAUCUGCUUUCGUGUAGAGCCCCCACGAGACCCCACGGAUGAUGCACAAUCGCGAAAAGAUGCCACUGGUCAGGCCGCGCUGAGGCCGCCGACUUUGUCACCAAGGACAUACAACACACUUGGGCUGCUUGGAACAAACAUUCAACUCAAAGCAGAAACUGAAAACCGCUUGAGGAGACUCAAUCCAACGUACACACUCGAUGUCAUGGUCGUCGACAACGAGAUCUGGCCUACCUGGACGUGCUGCCCGUCACGCGCAUCCGACUCGAUCGGCACGGUGCACGUGUCGCUACGCUUCUUCAGCAAGGUGAAUGACCCUUACGUUGUACAUGUUGCACGUACAUGUAGAGCCAUACUUCAAGGUCGCACAUGGACUUCCGCGUCGUUGCACCCUCUUGCCGAGAUAUUCUUGUACAUCCGCAACGUUUGCCUGCAGCCAGACUCAAAAGGCGUAAGCAGAAUCAGAUCUGUCUGUUUUGACGCAAGCACUGCUGAUCACUUCGACCGCGUCUCCGAUCUUGAGCCAUCAGAAUCUCUUUCGAACGCUGCGUUGAAGUCGCUGUUUGGAAAGCAUCGCUCCCUGUGGAACUCCUUUCGUAGUAUACAUCAAUAUCCCUUUGCUGGGAAAGGAGAAGCGAGACGACUGGAGCUUGUAUCCUCACUGAAGAUCAUGGUUCUAUUGAUGCUUCAGGAAGCGUGGGAGGACGAGUGCGCUACGUACACCAGCUAUGUUGGGCCAAUAGGAUCCUCAUUUCGCAGUGUGCAGGCUGUGCAAUUUCGCGUUGAUGGGAUAGUGCUAGAGCAACUGGCAUCGAGUGUCCUGUCAACCUGA
Messenger RNA from Ascochyta rabiei, 888 nucleotides. RefSeq lists its product as uncharacterized. NCBI's taxonomy places the organism in Eukaryota, Fungi, Ascomycota, Dothideomycetes, Pleosporales, Didymellaceae. The record is from RefSeq and is a predicted model, not a curated record. The transcript has a single exon. The coding region runs from base 1 to 888 and encodes 295 amino acids.